AUGUUCGUCGUGACAUCAAAGCCUGCCAGCCACUUUGUUGGCCCCUCCUCCGCUCAGGACUUCACGCCGGUGCCAUCGCCACCGUUGACGACGCUGGCAUCGACCCGCAGGGAUGCUGUUCGAGAAGGCGUUGCUGUCAGCGCCACAUGUACUGACGAUACCACAAAUGGCAUUGGGAAUGGUGGCAUAGCCGGCGUUGCACCAUGCAACGGGAACAACAGUGGCUGGCCUUACCCCCGCGGCGGCGGCAACCCAGCUGCCAAUGGCACUGCUAGUGGUAAGUCGAAGCCAAUCUCGCUGGGUAUCGUGCUGAAAGGCCCCAACAGAGAGGGGGAGAGCAACCCGUCAGACUUCGCGGAAAACUCCGAUAGCCUCGGCACAGAUGCACCCCAAGUCGGCGACACCGUCGAGUCGGCAAUCAAGGUUCCCAUGACCGUCGUGACACCGGCGGCAGUUUCAAGCGAUGUGGUGGCGUCGCCGCUCACGGUGCACGAAAAUCUCGUGCAGUGGCGCCCCCCGCAGCGGGCGGUUGUGUUUCGCGAGUGGUACAUCUCCUGCUUCUGUAACGAGCAGCAAGUGUGGUGGAUCAAGAAGGCGCAGCGCAUAGGUGGCCCACUGCAGCCGCUGCUCGUGCCAUACUUCCAGUUGUGGAGCUUCACUGGCGAGGCUGAAUUCUACAUUCUGUUCAUUCCGACGACGGCUUGGCUUGGUGCGCCUCUCAGCAGUGUGCAAAUGGCGUCGAUGCUAUGGGUGGGGCAGUACGUGACCAGCACCAUGAAGGACGCUUUCUGCUGCCCACGUCCGCCGUGUCCACCGCUUCAGCUGCACGGCAAGCGCGACGCUCACGACAACGAGUACGGCUUCCCAAGCACCCACUCCUGCCAAAGCGGCGUCUUCUCCUUCUUGCUGUACUGCCAACUGGUGCACGCCUUCCCUGAUCACGCCUUCCUGUGCUGGCUGGCGGCCGUUUGCUACUUCGCGCACGUCAGUUUCUCGCGCAUCUACCUGGGCAUGCACUGGGUCGGUGACUUGAUUGGUGGCGGUGUGGUGGCCUUCCUUACUGUUCUCUCCCACGUCGCCUUCCUCGAUGGGUGGGAGGCCAGCAUCCUGCAGCGUGCCGACACGCCGUGGUGGGCGUACCUGCUUUUGUACGUCACCGUGCACCUGCUCUCCAUGGCCCAUGCCACCCCCCAUGACCCGUGCCCGUGCUACAUUGAUAGCCUGCGCUUCACCGGUGCGGUGAUGGGCUCUGCGAUCGGCCUCUGGAGAUUCUACGCAAUCUACGGUACCCUGGCCGCACGCCCGCAAUCCGACCACAUGCUCGACGUGGUGUUCUCCUUCAGCUUUCUGAUGCAGUGGGUCGUGUGCAUGGCCGUUGUCUUUGCCAGCAGGGAGCUGUCGUUGCUCAUCGCCGCCGUUGUACUGAAGGCGGUCUUCAAGUUCUUGUCGGGUGAGUGCGCGCCGCGGUUGCCCAAGUCGCUUCGGCAGCCCUACUUGGCCAUGGCGAAGGUGGUCGGGCUGACCACGCUUGGCAACGAGCGAGGCUCGCGCUCCUGCAUCCCCGUCACCGCCAAUGGUUCUCUCCCCAUGCAAAGUGACCGCUUCAACGGCGGAUUUGGCCAAGACGAGAAAGCCGCCGCGGCCGCCGCUGACGGCAAGAACGCGCUGAAUUCACGCAGCAACACGGAAACGGUGGAGGAGCUGGACGGGUACUUGAACAGUCAGCAAGUCUGGUCGCUCCGCACUCACCGACACUGGUGGCUUUGGGACGUGCACGGGCGCACCGUUUCCUAUGCCGUCAUGGGCUUCGUGGCCACAUUUGUGUGCCAAGUGCUCUUGAGGGAAACUUUUGGGGUUGGUCAGGAGCUUACCGCGCUGGCAGCGCAUCGUCCGUGGUCACCACCACCGUCGCCAGAGUGA
This is a messenger RNA of Leishmania major strain Friedlin, 1920 nucleotides long. RefSeq names its product putative sphingosine-1-phosphate phosphatase. NCBI's taxonomy places the organism in Eukaryota, Euglenozoa, Kinetoplastea, Trypanosomatida, Trypanosomatidae. Gene Ontology annotation, cellular component: endoplasmic reticulum membrane. The transcript has a single exon. Bases 1 to 1920 code for a protein of 639 amino acids. Gene Ontology annotation, molecular function: sphingosine-1-phosphate phosphatase activity. The record is from RefSeq and is a predicted model, not a curated record.